Messenger RNA from Rubroshorea leprosula, 1379 nucleotides. Lineage: Eukaryota; Viridiplantae; Streptophyta; Magnoliopsida; Malvales; Dipterocarpaceae. The record is from the annotation of a GenBank genome assembly.
UCUGCAGGGCUCGUAUCUUCUGAUUUUCUCGCCUUUUAUCUUUUGAGAAGAUGACAGAGCCUGUAAAGGAAACAUCUUCUCCUGAUGGAACUGAAGAAUUGAAUCUCCAACAGUCAGAGUUGUGCAUAAACAAGAAUCAGGAACAGCCUGAAAGUUCCAAAUCCAAAAGAGUUCGUGCAUCUGAACAAGGUGGAAGUGGAGCUAAAGUUGAGGCUUCUUCCGACCAACCAAACAAAAGAGGCCGGAAGUGUACACUGACCCCUGCUGAAAGAAAAGUAAGAAAAAAUGAGGGUGACAGAAAACGUAGGAAUGAUCGAAAGAUUGAGCUGGGAGAACUUAGGGCAAUGAUACCUCUAUUUGAAGAUCUAAAAAAUAAAAAAGGACAAUUGGUAAGGGAGAACAAGAAACUUAAAUCUGAGAUUACUGUUAUGACUCAGCAGAUGGAGACACGAAAAAAUUAUAAGGAGAAUAAGUUGACAGACAUGGACAUUCCACUGGACCUGGAUUUUCUUAAUGAAAAGGAUUUUAUGUUUAUGAUUGAUGAUUUAUCUGAUGCGAAACUUCUUGAAGAGAUUGAUGCUCUAUUUCCUCUCCCACCUCCCAAAGGACCUGCAACAAACAAGCUAAUUACUCAGGGUACAGGAAAUUUACAAACUGAAGUAUUGGAGCCUGACAAGGAGCAAAUUCAGGCUGAGUUGGUGAAGAUUGAUAACAAAAUUCAUUCAGCAUGUUGCAAUGAAGAACUUGCAACAAACAAGCAUGUUACUGCAGGCAAGGGUACCACUGAGGGAGCCUUAAAGUUGAACGGUAAGGGGGAAGACAAGCCAAAAGAGGUACUGAAGGGAAGGCUUGCAAUGGCAGUUGAUGACACAUCCACAUGUCCCCCAACAGGCAGCACUUUAUCUAGCAGCUUCAUGUCCAAUACUUGCCAGUCAAUCCGCCAAUUUGCCACUGCACUAGUCACUCAGAAUCAUCUGCUUUCCACUGCUGGGGGUGCUGAAUUGAGGGAGGCUAUACAUUACAAGCAAGCCUCUACCUCAGCUUCGUGUAUAAAGGGUACAACUGAUGUUCUGAAGCUUGAGAAGAAUAUGGAGGCUUGUGUUUCCCUUGCCAUCCAGUUUGCUUGGGAGAUAGCCAGCGCACAAAGAGAGUCUAGAGCUGCGAAUACUGAAGAGGAGUACAGUGCCAACCACGCAAUAGAAACUGCGGACAAGGAUAACUAGGGAGUAUAGCAAAUACGAGGUUGUGGACUUGUGGUCUUGUGGAUAGGAUUGCGAUUUUUAUAUGAUUUCACCUAAAAAAUAAUUUUUUAUUUUCUAAAAAGUAGUUUCUUUGACUCACGUAGCAUUGCAUGUCAUCGCGUCAGGGUCAGGUUGGGC